GCACAUAGAGAUUUCUCCCCACCCUGAGCCUGCCACUCACCGCUGAAGUGCAGAUCCUCCUUUACAGCUAGAGGAUGGGCUCCUCUUUCCUCUCUGGAAACCAGGUGGGGACCGACUCACCUGGAGAUAUGUUGAAGUAGAACUAUGAAAACCAAACCCAAAGCAACUUCCAGGAGACUCCAAAGAAAGCCAAGCAUGAGUGAUGUGAGUGGUCGGUCAGGUUUACUUAUGGCUGUGGAGCCAGGAAGCUUAAUUUGAGGUUAGUGAAGGAACAACCAAGUCACCAUAUUUGAGUGGUCUCAAGAGUAAACUGAGAAGAGAAGCCCAACCUUCAUCUUGCUUCACCUCCUGGCUCCUUUGUCACCUGACACUUCGCUUCCUCGUUGCUGAACUCGCUGGAAGAACCAUGGAAACCGAAAUGAGACGAGCAUACACUGUUAUUCAUUCACGUGCCCAUGCCUUCUGGCAAGGGUGCAUUGACCUUCAGGAGCUUUCGACUGAGUUCAAGAUCUGGGGUCAUUCUAGAGGAGCGGCAAGUAAGAGAAAGCGAAGAGCCUGCAGAAACAAGCCUGCUGCAGAAGAGGGUGCAGAGAGAAGCCUGCUGGAGAAGUGGCUGCAGAGAGAUGCCUGCUGCAGAGAGAAGCCUCCUGGCCAGAGAAGCCUGCUGGAGAAGUGGCUGCAGAGAGAUGCUUGCUCCAGAAACGGCGGCAUAGAGGAGAAGGUUGCUGUAAAAGCCACUGUAGAGACAAGUGUAGCACCUUAUCAGGGCCAAGAAGCCACCUCCUCACCUGACCCUUGAACAUUCUACUCUCCCAGUGAGAGAGAGGUGCCGGAGGGAUGGGCAAGAAGGUGGCAGAAGGCUUCCUUCCAGGGCUUCAGCUAAGUUUGGACUAGGAUGAGAUAGAAAGGCAUUAAAGGUUCCCACAGCUUCCUG
Molecule: messenger RNA, 934 nt
Organism: Mus caroli (Ryukyu mouse)
Lineage: Eukaryota; Metazoa; Chordata; Mammalia; Rodentia; Muridae
Source: RefSeq, a predicted model, not a curated record